Molecule: messenger RNA, 1170 nt
Organism: Onychomys torridus (southern grasshopper mouse)
Lineage: Eukaryota; Metazoa; Chordata; Mammalia; Rodentia; Cricetidae
Gene: Erp29
Product: endoplasmic reticulum protein 29
Exons: 3
Coding region: 100-882 (260 amino acids)
Biological process (GO): protein secretion
Cellular component (GO): endoplasmic reticulum lumen; endoplasmic reticulum
Source: RefSeq, a predicted model, not a curated record
CGCGGGGCCGCCCCCACCCCGCCCCCCCAGUGACGCGAGAGCCCACUCGGAGCGCUGCGGCCGCGGUUUUCCUAUCUCCCGCCCCGGUCCUCUGCUGUGAUGGCUGCCGCGGGCCCUGGCGCCGUCUCCCUGUCCCCACUGCUGUCUCUUCUCCUGGGCCUGCUGCUCCUCUCUGCUCCGCAUGGCGGCAGCGGCCUGCACACGAAAGGCGCCCUUCCCUUGGACACAGUCACUUUCUACAAGGUCGUCCCCAAAAGCAAGUUCGUCUUGGUGAAGUUCGACACCCAGUACCCCUACGGUGAGAAGCAGGACGAGUUCAAGCGGCUGGCUGAAAACUCGGCCUCCAGCGAUGAUCUCUUGGUGGCAGAGGUGGGGAUCUCAGACUAUGGUGACAAGUUGAACAUGGAGCUGAGUGAGAAAUACAAGUUGGACAAAGAGAACUACCCAGUCUUCUACCUCUUCCGGGACGGGGACUUUGAGAACCCUGUACCAUACAAUGGGGCAAUUAAGGUCGGAGCCAUCCAGCGCUGGCUAAAGGGGCAGGGGGUCUACCUGGGCAUGCCUGGUUGCCUGCCUGCCUACGAUGCCCUAGCAGGCGAGUUUAUCAAGGCUUCCAGCGUAGAGGCCCGCCAGGCCAUCUUGAAACAGGGGCAGGAUGGCCUCUCAGGUGUGAAGGAGACGGAGAAGAAGUGGGCCAGUCAGUACCUGAAGAUCAUGGGGAAGAUCUUGGACCAAGGUGAAGACUUCCCAGCCUCGGAAGUGACGCGGAUCAACAAGCUGAUUGAGAACAAGAUGAGUGACAGCAAGAAGGAGGAGCUGCAGAAGAGCCUGAACAUCCUGACUGCCUUCCGGAAGAAGGGGGCCGAGAAGGAGGAGCUGUGACAGGGCACCAGGGUUUCCAGGGUUUGCUGGGGGCGGGAAGGGGAGAGCCACCUGCUGGCUGGAGGCCCCUGUGGGGGACAAGGGGUGGUGGAGCAAAGCAGUCCUGAGCCAGAAACCUGAGCCCCGAGUACGCCUGGACAUUCAUGCUGCUGAGACCAUACUUAGGACAUCCCUAGAGCCGGUGUGUGGAGAGCCUGUGUGCUCAGUCAAGGCUGGUGAGAUGCCCCCACAGAGGGAUUGGUGCUACAGAGGAGUUAAUUCUGAACAAAUAAAAGUCUGUUUUGGUUA